AUGGCAGACUCCAGUCAUGAGAGCCCACAACUGACAAGGCGCACGUCGUCUCCUUCCAGACAACCUCGUCGGCCGUCACGCUCGCCCGUGCCGCCCACCGCCCCCGACCCCCAACCCGCUACCGCCUUGUUCCCAUUCCCGCGUAACCAAAACAUCUACCGUCGCCAGAAUGUUCCGCCUUCUUUUGUAAGCGCGUCGUCUCGCGACCAACCCGGACCCUCCACUCGCCCGUAUGGAUUCACUCGCCCCAGCACUAACCUUGGAAGUACUCUUCCAAGCUUCUCCCCAUCCCAGUAUGGAUCGAUAAGCACGCCUAGUGAUCGUCCUCGGACAACGCACCCGGUCUUCACCUCGACCUCGGAUCUAGUCGCCCACCAUGGCCUUCCCCAGUCUCUGCCCCCUGUGCCUCGUACAACAAGAUAUUCGACCCCAGUUUCCGACUCUCGCUCAGAGUCCAUCUCAGCGUCAAACGCUAAUCCAGAUCCCGACUUCUCCUCUUUGUGCUCGAACUACCUGGCAAUGCUGACCAAAAAGCCUGAGGAUAGGCAACAAUCCGCUGCGGACGCGCUCCCCGAUGUCGACAACGGGGCUGCGGUCCAGGCUCUCAUGGAGGUGCUGCAAGCAUCUCCUGAGUUCCAGGCAGUGGCUGACUUCAACGACUUCCUCACGUCACCGAUGGAAUCCCCAUGGGACGACUUCCUCACAACACCCGUGGUCGGAACCGACAACGUCGGCUCGGACAUGUUCACCAGUCCCGCCAUCGUCGACGACGAUGACUUCGACGGCUUCGGCGGGCCCUCGCUCUUCGGUGGCUCGAUCGGCCUGACCGGCGGUAUACAGGGACCUGCGAAGGCUGACCUUCCUCCGCCCAAAUCUGUCCCACUGCCGACUACUGAUGGCUUCGACGGCCUGUACACAAUGCCGUCGCCGACAACACCUGCCCUCGACCCCGCAUCCCUUCAUUCGUCACCCCGCGUCCCUCCGCUAGCGGCGACCCCGUCGACACCUGGUCAGCCUCUUCGACAAGGUGGCCCGACGGGGACACGGAAGAACGUCACUCCCGACUCGCUCGUACCCCUUGACGCGCCGAUCCAGCCUCGCAAGUACGUGCUGCCUUCGUCGACUUCGCGCAAGGAGGUCCCGGCUGUCUUCGCGCGUAAGCGUGCACGCUCGUCAGCGUUCGGCGAUGAGGACGAGCUCUGUGCGGAUGACCUGCCACAACACGACUUGGAUGCGAUCGAGGCGAAGCGGCGGCAAAAUACUCUUGCGGCGCGGCGCAGUCGGAAGCGGAAGCUCGAGCACCAACGCGGGCUGGAGAUGACCGUCGAGCAGGAGCGGACGGAGAAGGAGAUGUGGAAGGCGCGGGCGACGAUGUUCGAGGCGCUCCUUCGGAGCCAUGGCCUCGAGGUGCCUCUCAUCAACCCAUGA
Messenger RNA from Rhodofomes roseus, 1428 nucleotides. RefSeq lists its product as uncharacterized. Bases 1 to 1428 code for a protein of 475 amino acids. Gene Ontology annotation, molecular function: DNA-binding transcription factor activity. The transcript has 2 exons. The record is from RefSeq and is a predicted model, not a curated record. Gene Ontology annotation, biological process: regulation of DNA-templated transcription. NCBI's taxonomy places the organism in Eukaryota, Fungi, Basidiomycota, Agaricomycetes, Polyporales, Fomitopsidaceae.